CUGGGGAUGUGGGCGGUAGAGAUGGCUGCUCUGUGGUCCUGCGUCCUGGUGGCUGCCUCAGGAAUUCUUGCCAUAGACACUCCUCAUCCCAGGAAUUCUACUCUGUAUCAUCUCACCAAGCAGCUCUUAGAGAAAUAUCACAAGGAAGUGAGGCCAGUUCACGACUGGACCAAGGCCACCACCAUCUAUCUGGACCUGUUUGUCCAUGCCAUAUUGGAUGUGGAUGCACAGAAUCAAAAAUUAAAGACAAGCGUGUGGUACCGUGAGGUCUGGGAUGAUGAGUUUUUAUCCUGGAACUCCAGCAUGUUUGAUGAGAUUAGUGAGAUCUCCCUCCCUCGAAGUGCUAUCUGGGCCCCUGAUAUCAUCAUUAAUGAGUUUGUGGAUGUUGAACGAUCUCCUGACCUUCCCUAUGUUUAUGUGAACUCAUCCGGGACCAUUAAGAACUCCAAGCCCAUCCAGGUGGUCUCUGCAUGCAGUUUAGAGACGUACGCCUUUCCAUUUGAUGUCCAGAACUGCAGCCUGACCUUCAAUAGCAUCCUGCACACAGUGCAAGAUGUAGACCUGGCCUUCCUGAGAAGCACAGACGACAUCAAGCACAACAAAAAUGCAUUUUUGAACGACAGCGAGUGGGAACUUCUUUCUGUGUCCUCAAUGUACGGCAUCCUGCAGAGUGGUACUGGAGAUUUUGCACAGAUUCAGUUCAAUGUGGUGAUUCGCAGACGCCCAUUGGUCUAUGUCGUGAGCCUGCUGAUUCCCAGCAUCUUCCUGAUGCUUGUCGACCUGGGGAGCUUCUACCUGCCACCCAACUGCCGCACGAGGAUUGUGUUCAAGACCAGCGUGCUGGUGGGCUAUACCGUCUUCAGGGUCAACAUGUCGAACGAGGUGCCGUGGAGCACAGGGAGCACCCCACUGAUUGGGGCCUUCUUCACAGUUUGCAUGGCCUUCUUGGUUCUCAGCUUAUCUAAGUCCAUCCUGUUGGUCAAAUUCCUCCACGAUGAGCGGCACAGUGGGCAGGAACGGUCCCUCCUGUGCCUUCGAGGGGCUACUGAUGCUGACGGGCCUGGAAUGGAUCCCAGGGCCCCGCACGCUGGGCUAACAGGGUCCUCCACCUGGCGAGACCAGCAGACCCAGUCAGGGGCCCUGAAUGAAGUCUGGCUCCAGCUUCAGUCCAUCAACAGCUACCUCCGAACUCAGGACCAGGUGGAGCAACAAGAGGUUGAGUGGCUGGCUCUCCUGUACCGCUUUGACCGACUGCUCUUCCGAGGCUACCUCGCCGUGCUGAUGCUCUACACCAUCACCCUGAGCUCCCUUUGGGUGCUGUGGAGUGGCUUCUGAAGACUGAAACUUGCUGGUCUCCUCCUUGUGCUCACGGCUCUUAGAGGAGGCUGGAGGUGUUCUUGUGGGAAGAUGGAAGGCGAAGGAAUGGUGGAUUUAGAAGUCCUCCCCCCACUGCUUUUCACUAAGUCCAAGUAUAUCGCCCAGUGGACUACUGAAUGACCCAGAGGCAAUGCAUUUAUGAUGAAACUGUCUGGACAGUACUAAGUACACAGGAGAAAGUCAGCCCUCCUUCUUAUCCCAGUGCACGCUCUGAAAGUAGCCACCACUAGCAACUACUUUUAGGAAGCUUCUAGGCACAUACAUGCAUAAAUGUAUGUGUAGACAGCUUUAAAAAAAAAAGAAAGAAAUUGUAGUGGCUGGCAUUAUGGCACAGUGGGUUAAAUGCCCACUUGCGGUAACAGCACACCAUAUGGGCACCGGUUCAAGUCCUGGCUGCUCC
Molecule: messenger RNA, 1777 nt
Organism: Lepus europaeus (European hare)
Lineage: Eukaryota; Metazoa; Chordata; Mammalia; Lagomorpha; Leporidae
Gene: HTR3B
Product: 5-hydroxytryptamine receptor 3B
Exons: 9
Coding region: 7-1335 (442 amino acids)
Biological process (GO): regulation of membrane potential; monoatomic ion transmembrane transport; signal transduction
Cellular component (GO): postsynaptic membrane; neuron projection; synapse
Molecular function (GO): extracellular ligand-gated monoatomic ion channel activity; transmembrane signaling receptor activity; neurotransmitter receptor activity
Source: RefSeq, a predicted model, not a curated record